CUGCUUCCCCCCCGCUCCGCUGGCUUCUUCCCCCCUCCCCAGCUCCUCCGCCCUCCUCCCCCCCCUUUCCCCUUCCCCUUUCCCUCCCCACCCGGGAGGAGAGGCACGGAGUGACCGAGGGAGCCAGAGCUCCGGCCGCUCCGAGACCCCGCUCUCCUCCAUGGGGCCCAGGUAAGCGCGCCGCCUCCCCCCCCUCCCCUCCGCCUCCCGCCUCCUUGGAGGCGAGCAGGGGAGGGGGUCGCCAUGGCCUCCCGCCCGCCCCCUCCCCUCCGGCGGCAGCACCGGGCCGCCCCCAUCCUCACGGCUGCCUUCAGGCUAGGCGAGGCGGGCAGCGCUCCGGGGGCGGCGGGGAGCCCCCCUCCCCCAGCUCCACCGCUCCGGCACCUCCGCUUCGUUUAUUAUCAUCGUUAUUAUCACUCCUCCGCUCCCCUUCCCUUCCCUUCCCUCCUCUCCUCUCCUCUCCUCUGCUCUCCCCACCACCCCCCUGCGCCUGGGGCUGAGCCCGCCGGCCGUGGCGGGGGGGAGCGGGGGCCGAUCGUUCCCCUCCCUGCCCGCGGAGGGGGCACGGUGCCUUCUUUGGGACGCGAUGGCUUAUUUGGUGUGGGUGGAUGGCUUAACUUGCUGGUAAUUUCUGCUGCGUCAACACCCAGCUCAAGGGAGAGCAGAGGAGACAAGGGGGCAUUUUAGCAGCAGCCUCACUUGCGAAUAGCCGAGCCUCAAUCCCGGCUCCAGCCUUCAAACCCUUUCCGCCCCCUAAAAAUCAGCAUCCGUGCAAGUUGGACCAAGAGUUUGUCAGGAGUGUGGUUCAAAACUGCUUGGAAAAAGGGAUGAGGACACCUGAUGAUCCUUUUGGAGCUUGUCACCAGAGACCAUUCUCCUCUCUUCCUUAAACCAUGCACCAUCCAGCCCUGAAACAUCCUGACUUUUCUUUUUGCUGACAGGAAUCAUCUUCAAGCCUUGUUCUGCCUUUCCCCUCCAAGAGCUCAGCCCAGUGCUGUCAGAAGGUUGCAGACACUGUGCUGCCCUGGGGCUGUUGAUGUCCUCAGCUGGUGUAGGAGAAGUGCUAGACCUGGAACCCAGUUUGUUACUGGAUUUGUGGAAGAGGAAACACAAAGACUUCCAGAUGAACAACAGGAAGGAAGAGAUGGAGAUAGCUUCCCACUACCGGCAGCUGCUGCGUGAGCUGAACGAGCAGCGCCAGCACGGCAUCCUCUGCGACGUCUGCAUCAUCGUGGAGGGGAAGAUCUUCAAGGCCCACAAGAACGUCCUGCUGGGCAGCAGUCGGUACUUCAAAACCCUCUACUGCCAGGUGCAGAAAAGCUCCGAGCAGGCUACUGUCACCCACCUGGACAUCGUCACCGCGCAGGGCUUCAAAGCCAUCAUCGACUUCAUGUACUCGGCGCACCUGGCGCUGACCAGCCGCAAUGUCAUCGAGGUGAUGUCGGCUGCCAGCUACCUGCAGAUGACAGACAUCGUCCAGGCCUGCCACAACUUCAUCAAAGCAGCUCUGGACAUCAGCAUCAAGUCGGACGCCUCGGAUGAGCUGGCGGAUUACGAGCUGGGAGCCCCCUCCGGUGGCAGCGCGGACGCUCUCCUCUCGGCCGUGGUGGCCGGCAGGAGCAUUUCUCCCUGGCUGGCUCGGAGAACCAGCCCAGCAAACUCCUCUGGGGACUCAGCCAUCGCCAGCUGCCACGAAGGAGGGAGCAGUUACGGCAAAGAGGAUCAGGAACCCAAAGCAGACAGCCAGGAGGAGGUCUCGUCCCAGUCCCUUUGGUCCGGUGACGCGGGCUAUGGGUCCUUACGCGUCAAGGAGGAGCAGGUUUCCCCGUCCCAUUACGGAGGGGGCGAGCUGCAUUCUGCCAAGGAUAGUGCAAUACAGACUGGGCUCUCGGAGCCAGCAGGUGGGGAUGGCUGGCAGCCCACGGGCCGCAGGAAGAACAGGAAGAACAAAGAGACUGUCAGGCACAUCACGCAGCAAGUGGAGGAGGGCAGCAGGGCUGCUUCUCCGGUGCCGUCCUUUGUACCUGCCUCUGGGUGGCCCUACAGCAGAGACCCGGGCGCUGAGGCGGCCGCCGCGGAGCCCGGCAGCUCUGCCAGCAGAGCGGAGCGGCCAGAGCCCUACGCACAGGUGGAGGAAGCCGUGCCGGGGGGAGAGGGCAGCUACCUCCCCCAGCCCCUCACUCCGGAGAAGGAGGAUGCGCUGCAAGCCGCCACCGUCGCCAACCUGCGCGCGGCUCUCAUGAGUAAGAACAGUUUGCUGGCUCUGAAGGCUGACGUGCUGGGAGAGGACAGUUCCCUGCUGUUUGAGUACCUCCCCAAGGGCACCCAUUCUCUCUCUCGGCCUGGCACCAACUCGAAUCCUUCAGGGGGUGAAGGUGAUGGCAAAAUGGAAGCACCAUCUCCCCCACUGCCUUCAUCACACCCUCCCACUCAGAGCCCCCCCGAGACCUGCUCUUCUGGUGAUAUGUCACCAGAAGCCGUGCUCAAAGGAGAGUCUGUGCCCUCUGCAACCCAGGCUGCUUGUGAUGGGAUUUUAGCACUCUGGCAGCUUGAGAACUCUGAUUCAGAUACCAGCUUCUCCCGCUCCGAAGACAUGGACACAGACAGCCUCUGCCUGGACUCAGCCCUCGCCAAGAGGCUGACCUGUGGCUUCUGCAGGAAGGUUUUCCAGCGUGCUGAAGAGCUGAAGGAGCACAUCCACGAGCAUGCCUUCUCCAUGCUGCUGCCCUUCGACCUGGCUGAGAGCGCCCGGCCCGCCCUGGCCGACGUGGUGCCCCCCGGGCAGCUGGCUCGCUUCCAGUGCUCCAAGUGCCCUGCCAGCUUCACCCUCAAGUCCAACAUGGACCGGCACGAGAAGACCAUCCACUUCAACUUCAACGAGUUCACAGUCAUCAGGAAGAAGUUCAAGUGCCCAUACUGCAGCUUCUCAGCCAUGCACCAGUGCAUCCUGAAGAGACACAUGAGGUCCCACACGGGAGAGAGGCCCUACCCCUGCGAGAUCUGCGGGAAGAAGUUCACCCGCCGGGAGCACAUGAAGAGGCACACCCUGGUCCACAGCAAGGACAAGAAGUAUGUCUGCAAGGUCUGCAACCGAGUCUUCAUGUCUGCAGCCAGCGUGGGCAUCAAGCACGGCUCUCGCCGCCACGGCGUCUGCGCCGACUGCUCCGGCAGGGGCAUCGCCGGGCACCUGGACCAGAACGGAGCAGAAGGCUCCCCAGAGGAAUGCUACCCUGGGGAGAACCAAUACAUGGAAGACCCAGAGGACAUCAAAGUGGAAGGAGAUGAGGAGAUGGGAGAGGAGGACGACAUCAAGUGGAAGGAGGACGUGGGCAUGUCACAGGAGGAUGUGAUUUUAGACGACGACAAAGACGUCGACUCCCCGCAGGAGCAGGACAACUCUGGGGAGCAGGACAAGGAUUUCACUUGGAUUUCUUAGGGAAUUCUGGGUUUGGGAUUAUUUUUUUUUGUUGUUGUUGCUGUUUCUGAGGUUGUUUUGUUUGGGUUUUGAUUUGGUUUGGCUCUGUCCUUUGUAGGGGGAGGGAGGGGGAGGAAGGAGUAUGUUGGAGAAGAAAAAAACCCAGCUGGAGUAGCCUUUGUUGUCGUCCAUGUGUGCAAAAUAACUCUUGUGUGUCCUAAGCAGCUCCUCCUCUGUCCCACUCAGACACUGGCUUAGCAACGUUGCUUCCAGCAGCACCACUGACUUUUGCCUUCCCCCCCACUUCUCCCUCCACCAGCAGUCCCCAGCCAGCCUCAGGUGUGAGCUCUGGGUGCAGCGUGAGUCCUCAGACUCUUCUUUCCCACCCUCUCAACCCAGCACUGGGGAGAUUUGUGUCCAAACCAACCCUUCUUUGGACUUCUUUGGUGGUGGUUAUUUGCCUCUCUUUGGUUUUUAACCACCUCAUCUCUCUGCCCAGCAGCAGUGGAGUGCCAAAGUGUGAGGUGGUGGAAGCAGAUGGCUGUGAGCCUUGGAGGGCUUCCUUCCAUGAAGCAGCCUUUGGCAAAGUCGUUUCAGGAGAGCUUUUAGUGGGGAUUGUGGAGCCAGGUAGACCAAAAAAGGGAGUCAGGUUCUAGCCUUGGGAGUUCUUCUCUUAGAUCUUUACCUUCCAAGAGUCACCACCAAGAAAAGGUAGAUCCUGAGGCUCCUUGGACCUACUGGGGUCUUACCCACCUCCUGUCUUCCAGCCCUGGUCAUCCACGCUCACUGCCUGCCUGUUGGUGCUUCCAGAAGCACCCUUUGCCCUCAGGGGCAUGGGGCACUCUCUGCCUCUCCUCCUCCUCUGCAAAUAUCUUCACUUCUCUCCUUUAGCCCAGCUGCCUUUUCAGAAAUAUAUGCAAACAGUAGCAAAAAACAAACCCAGAAGAGAGUUCCUCCCCCAGGAGGAGCUGGGAAAGGAGGGAAGCCGAGAUGGGGAGCUCCAGAUGCCAGCUGGGUGGAAGCCUUGCUGCUCCUGCCCUCGGUGGCACCAGGAUUCCACCUGGGUGCCACCUUCUUCCUUGGCAGUCAAAACCUUCUCUCCCCACUGCACAGCACAGCACCUCCUUAGCUCUCGAUGGAAGCCUUCAGUGGUUCCAGGGCAAGUUUCAGUGAAGCCUCUUAGUCUGAGGGUAAAUCAGCCUCGGGUUUCUCUCCCAGCCUCUGCUAACAGACUCUAGGGGGGGAGCUUCUCCUCCUCCUCCUCCUCCUCCCUGUCGGCCACGGUUGCCUUCUCCCAGCUCCAGCUGAACGACAGCAGCACCGAAAGUGCGUCGGAAGUUGCUGAGAAGAAGCUUUUGCCUUCCCCUCUCUGCUUUCUGGUGCUUCGGUCACUAACAAAGCCAAGCUGCUGACCUCGCCCUCCCCUCGCCGGGGAGCAGCUUUGUCUCUGACAAUGGGAGCCUGAAACCUGCCCCAGGAGGCGACUGUUGCCAGAAAGCCAAAUGCCUCAAGGUGCUAUUUGCCUCCCUCGGUGGGAGCAGUGAUCCCUGCGGGAAGCCUGAGAGCAAAGCCUGCUUCCACCCAGGGAAGGCUGUCAGAAGUAAGUUGUGCAGUCAGCCCCCAGCCCAGCUGCCUGCUGCCAGGAUUUGGUGGGGUGUGGUGGCACCCACAGCAGCUGGGUCUUGAUUUGUCCCUGUGUUGGAGGCCUGGUGCAUGGUGUUUGGAUUCUGGGGAGCUGAGGGUCCUGCACAGUGCUAGAUUUGUGAUCCUGGGCAAGCUGCUUCUAGCAGAGGAGGGUUGGGCAGGAUGAGCUCCAGAGAUCCAGCCCCAUGACGCUGGGAUUCUGUGUGAACAGGACCUCUCCAUCCCCUCAGGGCCAAGGCAGGAAGAACCCAGAGCAGCUUCCCAGCCCCAGGCACUGCAGGAUGCUCUGCAGCCCAUGCUGGUGAUUACCUUCCCCGGGAGCCUGCAGCAGCUGCCAGGCUCCUGAGCUGUCCUUUUGGGCGCAGACUGAUGGGGAGGUGGAGGGGGUUGAGCUACAAAGAGGAUUGGAGGCGAGGAGGCCACACGAGCACCACCUGCUGCUGCUGCUGCUGCUGCUGCUGGGGAGCUCGCAGCCGGUGCAAGUGGCUGAAGCCUGUGGGAAGGGAGCAGAGCAGUGGGGUCGUGCAGAAGCAGUUUGCUCAGGCUAGGAGAAGCAAACAGACUUCAUUUCGCAUUUUACCUUCUUGUGAAGGUGUUGGGAACCCCAGGAGUCACCAUGGCACCUGUAGAACCCUUUUUUCCUUCCAGCAGCUGAGGCAUCUCAGGGGGUGGGGGGCUUCUGAGAGCAGGGUUGCUGGUUCCUUACCCUGAUGAUGAUGAUGAUGAUGAUAAUGAUUAUUUGAGGGUUUGGGUUUUUUUUUCCCUGCCUUUUUGGCUCUGUAUUUAUUGUCAUUUAUCCUGUAAAUAUGGAAGGGGGUUGGGGUGGUAGGGGUGGACCUGAGGUCUUUGAAGGUGCAGCCUCAGCUGUUACCACGUAGACAAAUGCAUACAGUGCUUAAAGUUUACCUGUAGCUUUGCUUUUUAUAUGGUGGAAAAAAGAAAGAAGUCUAUUUAAAAACCAAUUUUAAGCCCCCCCCUCCCCUUCCCCUUCCCCAAAAUGGUUUCCUGUGACCUUCCUCCAGCCUUCUGAGGAGGACAAAAAUAGGAUUGGUCUGAGCCUUCCUCUUCCUCUCUGCCCAAGGUUGUAUCCAGAGCUUCACUUUGCAAUUAAAUCCUUUUGGAAAGA
This is a messenger RNA of Pogoniulus pusillus (Red-fronted tinkerbird), 6185 nucleotides long. It is a transcript of the gene ZBTB46, whose product is annotated as zinc finger and BTB domain containing 46. Gene Ontology annotation, biological process: regulation of transcription by RNA polymerase II. Lineage: Eukaryota; Metazoa; Chordata; Aves; Piciformes; Lybiidae. The transcript has 11 exons. Gene Ontology annotation, molecular function: protein binding; RNA polymerase II cis-regulatory region sequence-specific DNA binding; DNA-binding transcription factor activity, RNA polymerase II-specific. The coding region runs from base 1037 to 3436 and encodes 799 amino acids. The record is from RefSeq and is a predicted model, not a curated record.